Messenger RNA from Echinococcus granulosus, 1614 nucleotides. RefSeq lists its product as hypothetical. Lineage: Eukaryota; Metazoa; Platyhelminthes; Cestoda; Cyclophyllidea; Taeniidae. The record is from RefSeq and is a predicted model, not a curated record. Gene Ontology annotation, molecular function: protein binding. The transcript is spliced from 8 exons. Bases 1 to 1614 code for a protein of 537 amino acids.
AUGCUCAUAAUAAUCACACAGAUUUUUGUUUUUUGUGUUCCCGUCUUUUCGCGGUACUGUGACAAGGACUUUGAUAUCCGUUUAAAUACUAUCAUACUCACUCGUAUCUCCGAAAAUAGGGGUGCCGAGUUUGUCCAUAAGUUGUCCGCCGACUCCUUGGAAGAAUGUGUAAAGUAUUGCUGUGACCUGAAUGAGUGUACAGUCGGCGUCUUUGGACCCAAGGGAGGUGGAAAUUGUUUUCUCUUUAACUGUCACAAAACAAAUUUGUGCAAUUUUACCUCGGAAUCUGAUUAUACCGUAUUUAUACAACGCACUCCAUUACCUGUUCCACCAAAUGUGCAUAAAGUUGUCGCAUGGCCUAGUGGAUCACUUCAUGGUUUAUGUGGUCCACGAAAUCCCUGCGUAUUCAAAAACAUGAUCUGUGACUCUGGGCACUGCGUUUGCAAGGCAGGAUUCAUCGAAAAGCGUCGAAAAUGUGCUCCUUCUAUUUGUAGCAAACCGGAAUUGGAGUUUCAAUGUGACGAUGCUACUACUUGCAUAGCGAUAUAUGAUGUGUGUAACGGAAUCGCUGAAUGUUCGGAUGCCUCGGACGAGUUAUUUUGUGAAAAAGAACUCUCCAACUCUAUUGCUACCUACAAAGUGAAAUCUUCAAUCUCUCCUGGAGCGCAUUUUCUUAAUGCCCAAACGUUUCCUCCUCGUGGUGACGAUGAACAUGACUUAUCGGGGAUCGGUUUUGAGCCUUUGAAAGUGCGUUCUCUACGGACACUGCGUUUUGGCCGUAACAACCCGAUGCCCAGAAAUUAUGAGGAUAAGGGGGAAUACGGCUCACCCAACUACCUGAUUUCAUCCCUUGAACCCGAUGUCCCCUCUUUGAUGCCUUCAGAGGCGCGGGAAAGAUCUAUUCUUUCUGAUGACAGGGUCAGUACCUUCCUAAAACGCCCUCGAGGUGGCUAUCUGUCGCAUUUUUUGGAGGACUCACAGUACUCCGAUGAGGAUUCUCCACUGGAACACCAUCGACGUGAGAUAGUACACCUUCCAACUCGACCACGUCAUGCAUCGGUUGAGAAUUUUGACGGGGAAGCUGGGGAGCAUGAUAUUUUACACCACCGAGGGGCUGACUUCGAUCGUGCCCACAAAGUUUUGCGACACAGGGUGACACCAUUGGCAGAGCAUUUAGGCAAGUUUUUCCCUUCGAAUUUAUAUUUAAUGUCUGAUGACAAACAUAGGAUUGGUAGGCAUCAUGAGGAGGCGAAGAAUAGCUCGAAAAGGCCCAAAGCACCUACCGACACUGUGAUUGGCCCCUACUCACAGAGUGGUUACCAGUGGCAUACCGCCGCAAUCCUAUUGGCAAUUGGCCUGGGUUUGACCUCAUGUCUUUUUGGCCUUCUGGUUGGUCGAUGUCGUCAACGCGGUAGAUUUGACCAAGGGGGUCCACGAUCAAAAGCUGUUGCCACGAGCAAUCUACGCCGACGAAUUUUGCGUACACGUGGCCUGCCAAAUAACGAUCUUGAGAGGAGUGGAAUUGGACGAUUGAGUCAACAGGCUGUCUCAUCUAAGGUGGGCACAAUCGUUUGGGGUAGUGAGGUUUUCUGCACCUCGGAAGUGUGUGGAUGA